AUGGUUGGCAAAAGGUCGGGAAAGGCCCUUCGGGAUGAGGGUCUGGAGCGAACCGACAACAAUAUGGAACUUUCCAACUGGCCUCAAAUCCCGGCAAUCAACCAGAAAAAUUACUACACCGACUACCUCAAAAGAGAUGACCAGUAUCUGGCGUUCCGAUUGCAAAAUGAGGAGGCAAGGACCAAAAUGACCAAAACCGCCAAGGACCGGGAUCGCGCGCUUGCAAUGGCCAAACCUGAGGCCGAGGCCGAGGCGGAAGCAGACGGCGAUGCCAACAUGGAGGAUGCGGAGGAGACUCCUGCCGAAGCCGCCGGAUCCAAGGUCAUUGUCAUCCACAUUGGUAGCCAGAAUCUACGGAUUGGGCUGGCUAGUGAUGCAUUGCCCAAGACUGUUCCGAUGGUGAUUGCUCGGAAGGCAGCGACCAGCGAAUGCGAAGACCACGAGGAACCCAAUCCGAAGAGAUUCAAGCGGGACGAUGGUGAAUCCUUGGAGCCGGAGAAAAUAUUUGGAUCUGAGUGGUCAUCUCAAUACAACAGGAUGUCGGCGGAUCUAAAAGUACACAUGCGACAAAACAAGCGGCGGAUGCUCCCCAACUCGAAGGAAAUGGUCAUGAACUACAACCGCAGAACAGUACCGGAAACCAUCUCGGAACAUAACGACCCAAUGCGCAUUGAAUGGACCGAGCUGUCCAGCCCUCCACCAGAGUAUAUCGUCGGGCAGCCCGCGUUGAGAGUUCCGGACUCGUCAAAUCCUCGUUACAAACUUUACUGGCCAUUCCAGAAUGGGUGGUGCAACGAGAAAGACUACUCGAGCAAGCGAAUGCUGUUCCUGGACAUCUCUCUAAUUCUGGAAGAUGCGAUCAAAACCCAGCUGGGAUUGACCAGUAAGAAAGAGUGGGCCCAGUAUUCCUGCGUGUUCGUCAUCCCAGACCUUUACGAGAAGUCGUAUGUCACCCAGGCACUGGAGAUGUUGAUGCGCGAGUUUGCUUUUGCCCGAGUGUGUUUCAUCCAGGAGAGCUUAGCGGCCACGUUUGGCGCAGGGUUCACCUCCGCCUGCGUGGUUGAUAUCGGAGCGCAAAAGACCUCGAUCUGCUGUGUCGAAGAGGGAAUGUGCGUCGAGAACUCGCGAGUAAAUCUCAAGUUUGGCGGCCGAGACGUGACCGAGACCUUUAUCAAGAUGAUGCUUCACGGUCAUUUCCCUUAUGCUGAUGUCAACCUGUGGCGCCGUUACGAUUUCCUUCUGGCGGAAGAGCUGAAGAAGAAUGUCUGCACCAUGAACGAAGCCAGCGUCUCUCCUCAGGUGUUCGACUUUCAUCUUCGCGUUUCGGGCCAAGAUACGCGCAAGUACACUUUUAAGGCUUACGAUGAAGUUCACUUGGCCCCCAUGGGAUUCUUUGAGCCCACUAUCUUCGACAACUCGGAGAAGUUGCAGGGACGACGGGGCUUGAUCGAGCCAUCUGUCGACAUCUAUGACGGCCAGUCUAAUGACCCUGUCUCUGCGGCUCAGUCUGAGAUUUUGACUGCCCUCGCUCCCACCUUACCCGCCAAUGACAAAGCAGAUGAUGAGUCUCAACCCGGAACGUCGGGUGUGCAAGCGACACCAAGCCGCCCGCAGCAACCCAACGCAUUGGGAAGGGUGCAGGAGCUGGAAGCCACCCCUCGCUCCUCCGUUGCCGGCUCUCCAGCCCCAGAAGUCGCGGGAACUCCCCAGGCGGGAGGUGUUGGGACUCCUGCUGUCGCCACAUCAGCGAGUCAGGCUCCGCGUCCCCCCGCCGUCGAACAUCGAGAUGAUAUCUUGCCCAUUUACGCUCUCGACAAUGCUAUCUUAACCUCCAUUGCCCAUGCUGCGCGCUCCGACGAGAAGAAAAUGCGGGAUUUCAUCGGAGGCAUCAUGGUGGUCGGUGGCGGCAGCUUAACGAACGGAUUCCAUCUGUUCCUAGAAGAGCGGCUUCAGACCCUUCGUCCGGGAUUUGCGAAGGAGAUCAUGAUUGGGGCCCCGCCCAGAGAUCUGGAUCCUCAGGUUGUUGUGUGGAAGGGAGCCAGUAUCUUUGGCAAGCUGAGUGGAACGAAUGACAGCUGGAUCGGACAGCUGGAAUAUGACCGGCUGGGCCACCGGCUGAUGGCGUACAAGUGCAUGUGGGCCUGGUAG
This is a messenger RNA of Penicillium alfredii, 2148 nucleotides long. Its product is annotated as putative chromatin remodeling complex subunit (Arp8). Bases 1 to 2148 code for a protein of 715 amino acids. NCBI's taxonomy places the organism in Eukaryota, Fungi, Ascomycota, Eurotiomycetes, Eurotiales, Aspergillaceae. Gene Ontology annotation, cellular component: Ino80 complex. The transcript has 4 exons. The record is from RefSeq and is a predicted model, not a curated record. Gene Ontology annotation, biological process: double-strand break repair; regulation of DNA-templated transcription.